Molecule: messenger RNA, 963 nt
Organism: [Torrubiella] hemipterigena
Lineage: Eukaryota; Fungi; Ascomycota; Sordariomycetes; Hypocreales; Clavicipitaceae
Source: the annotation of a GenBank genome assembly
AUGCCAGCUAGAUUACCGUCCAGCUCGACCUCGCUCGCCACCCUCGACUCCCUCCUCGCCUCCUCGUCACAAACCUCCUGCGCCCUCACCCGCAGCUUCUCCUCCACACCAUGCCGCGAACGAAUGACCCGUGAGCGUCAGCGCAUGUACAAGUGGCUGACGUCGCGCGAAGGCGAGGCCUUCAAGGCCAACGAGCGACGCUACCUCGGCGGCAGCCGCGACCAGCCCUUCCCCGUCAACCCGCUGUUCAAGAGCCAGCCUGUGCUGGACGAGCGAACGCGCGAGUUGAUUUGGGAAAAGGUCACACAGCGAGGCGAUGCCCUCAAGGUCGUGUCGGCAGAUAUGGGCGUCGAUGUCAGAAGAGUCGCUGCUGUUGUCAGAUUAAAGGAGGUUGAGAAGCAGUGGGUUGCCAACGGCAAGAAGCUGGCCAAGCCGUAUGCCAAGGCUGUUAUGAGCAUGCUUCCCACAACGCGAUAUGACGAACGAAACCCUGCCGCCAACGCACCCCACGAGCCCGUCAACGACGUCCACAUCCACCGCUACACGCUCCAGCAGCUCUUUGUCCCUGUUGCCGAGUCCAAGGACUUUACGCGCAAGGACGCCGCCAAGGCCUUCCACCCUACCAUGCUCUCUGUUGACGAGCGCUCGCCGCAGCGCGGCCUCAUUCAGAUGGAGAAGGAGAUUAGCAAGGGCAAGUCUGUCGGCGAGAGCAAGCAGCUGUUUGUGGAGCGUGAGCAGAAGCAGGAAGAAAAGGUUGCUGCGAAGCUCGCGGCGGCGCGAAAGGCCGAGGAGGAUGCCACACAACGCGUACGGACAGACCGCUACGAGUUCCGCAUCAAGGAGAUCAAUGUGGACGAUGUCGGCGCGACUGGCAAGUCGAGAAAGGGAACGGGCGUGCGCUACGGUGCGCCAUUUGACGACCGUAAGCGCGGCGCCAUUAAGAUUCCUACGUCGGUAGAAUAA